GAUCCAUUUGAUGAGAUACGUCAAGCCAAAUUCGGCAACGCACUCGCAUACGAAGAAAGCCAGGACAUAAUCCUCGAUCCCACAAAAAACCUCCCCUUCCUCCCCACCGAAAUCCUCAGCGAAAUCAUGUCUCACGCCACGCCCUCGGACCUCUCCUCCCUGCGUCAAACCAGCAAGCGCUUCCGCUUCGCCGCCAAAUCCCUCUUCGGUAAGCGCCUCGUCAACUCCCGCACCCUAUACCCUACCUACACGAGCCUGUCCUCGUUCCUGGCCUUGCUCCUCGUAGACCCGGCCUACCCCCACUUAGUCCGCAACCUGUCGCUGGUAAGUGAGCACGCGGCGCCCAACCCGUACGGCUACGACUGGGCGUGGGAGGAGCUGCAGAACAAGGAGCGCACGGUGGCUACGCGUGUGGAUCGCGUCAUCAAGAAGAGCAUUGAGAUGCGGCAUGAGCGGUGGUGUGCGAGUAGUGCGACGUUUGUGUUUGGUGGGGGUUAUAGGGAUAUGUUGACUAUCUUGUUUAAACGCCUCCCUGCGCUUCAGACGAUCCACCUGCGUAAGCUCUUUAUUGGUGAGAACAUCCCCGGUCCCGAUGGCAUCGAGUUUCUCCAGGGAGCACUACAGGAUCUGUCGUUUUACCGCCCUGGAUUGCCGGUCAAUCGUGUCCUUUAUGGCGAGUGGCAGUACGACAUGUUGUAUCAGUGCAUUACGACGCUCAUUGAUGAGUAUGGCGACGAGUACAUCUGGGAGGGGGCAGGACCCCAGGCAGAUUGUAGGACGGAUGCUAUCGCUGCGGUGAAGAGGGCCCGGAGCAAGGCUGUUGUUGUCAAGACGAAGAGGGGAGUUGUUCAGGAAAUCGACGAGGAGUCUGAUGAGGAGAUGUAUGACGAGGAUUCUGACGAGGAGAUGUUCGACGAGGAGGACGACGACUGAAGAGGAGUACCGAUGCUCC
Messenger RNA from Bipolaris maydis ATCC 48331, 952 nucleotides. RefSeq lists its product as uncharacterized. Gene Ontology annotation, molecular function: protein binding. The record is from RefSeq and is a predicted model, not a curated record. NCBI's taxonomy places the organism in Eukaryota, Fungi, Ascomycota, Dothideomycetes, Pleosporales, Pleosporaceae.